GUGACGCCUCUUCCGGCGCUGAUUGGUUGUUGCUUUGACCCGCCCACACGUCGCACGCUCCCCCUACCGCGCGUGCGCGCUGUCAGUACGGAGCCUCAGAAUGGCGGACGACGAGGCUUUGGGAUUCGAACACAUGGGCUUGGAUCCCCGGCUCUUGCAGGCCGUGACGGACCUGGGCUGGUCGCGGCCCACGCUGAUCCAGGAGAAGGCCAUCCCGCUGGCCCUGGAGGGGAAGGACCUGCUGGCCCGCGCCCGCACCGGCUCGGGGAAGACGGCCGCCUACGCGGUUCCCAUGCUGCAGCUGCUGCUCCAGAGGAAGGCGACCGGCCCGGUGGUGGAGCAGGCUGUGCGCGGCCUUGUCCUCGUGCCCACCAAGGAGCUGGCGCGGCAGGCCCAGGCCAUGAUCCAGCAGCUGGCUGCCUACUGCGCCCGAGACAUCCGGGUGGCCAACGUGUCGGCCGCUGAAGACUCGGCCUCUCAGAGAGCUGUGCUGAUGGAGAAGCCUGACAUCGUGGUGGGGACCCCGUCGCGCAUAGUAAACCACUUGCAGCAAGACAGCUUGAAGCUGCGGGACUCCCUCGAGCUGCUGGUGAUGGACGAAGCCGACCUCCUCUUCUCCUUUGGCUUCGAGGAGGAGCUCAAGAGCCUCCUCUGUCACUUGCCCCGGAUUUAUCAGGCUUUUCUCAUGUCGGCUACCUUUAACGAGGAUGUGCAAACACUCAAGGAGCUGGUCCUGCAUAACCCAGUUACCCUCAAGUUGCAAGAGUCCCAGCUGCCAGGGCCAGAGCAGCUCCAGCAGUUCCAGGUGGUCUGCGGCACGGAGGAAGACAAGUUCCUGCUGCUGUACGCCCUGCUCAAGCUGUCGCUGAUUCGGGGCAAGUCCCUGCUCUUCGUCAACACUCUGGAGCGCGGCUACCGGCUGCGCCUGUUCCUGGAGCAGUUCAGCAUCCCCGCCUGCGUGCUCAAUGGGGAGCUGCCCCUGCGCUCCAGGUGCCACAUCAUCUCGCAGUUUAACCAAGGCUUCUACGACUGCGUCAUAGCGACUGAUGCCGAAGUCCUGGGCGCCCCGGUCAAAGGCAAGCGCCAGGGCAAAGGGCCCAAGGGGAACAGGGCCUCUGACCCGGAGGCGGGGGUGGCCCGGGGCAUAGACUUCCACCACGUGUGUGCCGUGCUCAACUUCGACCUCCCCCCCACCCCUGAGGCCUACAUCCACCGAGCUGGCAGGACGGCACGUGCCAACAACCCAGGUGUAGUCUUGACCUUUGUGCUGCCCACGGAGCAGUCCCAGCUGGGCAGGAUUGAGGAGCUUCUCGGUGGAGAGAACGGGGCCCCCACCCUGCUUCCCUACCAGUUCCGCAUGGAGGAAAUCGAGGGCUUCCGCUACCGCUGCAGGGACGCCAUGCGCUCGGUGACGAAACAAGCCAUCCGGGAAGCAAGGCUGAAGGAGAUCAAGGAGGAGCUCCUGCACUCGGAGAGGCUGAAGACGUACUUUGAAGACAACCCCAGGGACCUCCAGCUGCUGCGCCACGACCUGCCCCUGCACCCUGCCGUGGUCAAGCCUCACCUGGGCCACGUCCCUGACUACCUGGUUCCUGCUGCUCUUCGAGGCCUGGUUCACCCUCACAAGAAGCGGAAGAAGCCGUCCUCUAAGAAGGUCAAGAAGGCGAAGGCCCAGAACCCACUGCGCAGCUUCAAGCACAGACCCAGGGCGGUGCCCUCCUGAGUCGUCCAGGCGGCCUCAGCUAUCUUCCUGGCCUCGUGGGCUGAGCACAGCGGGAAAGGAGAGUUCCCCCUCGACGGAGGGACUGAUUCCCGCCCUGGACGAAUGCUCUAGGCCCUGGAGCUGGCAGACUGUGGCCUCCCGAUCCGUGGCUGCCAGGCCGCAUUUUGUGCCUUAAAGACAGAAUAAAGGUCCUGGCGCCUCCGUCUGGGCCUCCUGCAGGUUUCAGCCCUCUGAGCCCGCUUCUGGGAGGCAGGGCCUGGCCCUCUGCCUGCUGCAUGCGGCCCUGUGGCCAGCAGGGGUAACCGUGCCGUCUGCAGCGGGCCCUGCGGCCUGGGAGAUGCCUGCCUGGUCCAGGUCUCUUUCCAGCCCACACCUGCUCCCGUGCCUUCCUGCCUGGGGCCACACUGGCCAGCCUCCAUCCCCUGAAGCUCAGGAACAACAGCUCACCCACAGGAAAGGGGGCCCUGCUCACCUCGGACCUGCUGCCUGCCCUCCUCCGGCCGCCGGGGAUGCAGACCUGAGCUCCUGGCAUUGCUGCUCCGUCAGCACCGCUGUGCGUGUGCCAAGUGCAUGAGUGGUUCUGUGAGGCUCUCACACCUCGUUCAUUUCUCUCCACUUGGCCAGGAGGCCCUAGGACAGCGGUUCUCAACCUGUGGGUCGCGACCCCUUUGGCGGUCGAACGACCCCUUCACAGGGGUCGCCUAAGACCACCUGCAUAUCAGAUAUUUACAUGACGAUUCAUAACAGUAGCAACAUUACAGUGAUGAAGUAGCCACGAAAAUAAUUUUAUGGUUGGGUCACAACAUGAGGAGCUGUAUUUAAAGGGCCAGAAGGUUGAGAACCGCUGCAGGGAGGAGAGGGUCCCCCCAGAGGAGGGCUCUGCAGCUGUCCUUGGUUGUGGCCCUCAUAUCAGGACCCCCAUCUGCUCGUCAGGCCUCACAAGGCCAGGCUGCUGCGGGGGGGGGCGGGGGGGCGGGGGGGGCUGGAGCGGGCCCUGCCGCUGGUGGGUGUGAAUGGCCAAGGCUGUGGAGAGUGUCCCUGCGCCCUGAGUUUGCAGAGGAAGGGUAUCCAGGGCCCGGACAUCUUCAGGCCUCACACGGGACACAGGCCCUCAGGGGUUGGGUCUGGUGCUGAAGUGUCCGCCCUUAAUGAGCACGUGAGGGGUCCCUGGGCCGGGAAGGCAGGGGCAGGGCCAGCCCCUGAGCAGCUCGGAGAAGCUCAGCGUUUCCAGGCGACCCUGGCGCCCUGGGACUGUCGGGGGGUCGGAGUCCCGUGAGCAUCUCCCCGUGGCUGGUACAAUCACCGCGCCUGGAUGGCACCCUGUGCCAGAGACGAGGGAGGGGGGCAGGCACAGCCCUGCGUGUGCGGAGCUUUGUGGGGAGUGAGGGGUGUCGAGAAUCAGGCCUUCACCUGGCGGCCUGGCUCAGCCGUAGAGCAUUGAGCAUGCACCAGGAGGUCACAGCUGAUUCCUGGUCGGCAUGCGUGCCCAGGUUCCAGGCUCAGUCCCUAGCAGGGGGCGUGCAGGAGGCAGCUGAUCAGUUCUUUCAUCGAUGUUUCUUUCAUCUCUCCCGUCCUCUCUAAAAUCAAUAAAAACAUGAAAAAGAA
This is a messenger RNA of Myotis daubentonii (Daubenton's bat), 3328 nucleotides long. RefSeq names its product DEAD-box helicase 56 (gene DDX56). Gene Ontology annotation, molecular function: ATP binding; RNA helicase activity; nucleic acid binding. The record is from RefSeq and is a predicted model, not a curated record. NCBI's taxonomy places the organism in Eukaryota, Metazoa, Chordata, Mammalia, Chiroptera, Vespertilionidae. Gene Ontology annotation, cellular component: cytosol.